Hordeum vulgare subsp. vulgare (domesticated barley) is the source of this 1070-nucleotide messenger RNA. RefSeq names its product dehydration-responsive element-binding protein 1B-like. Bases 141 to 806 code for a protein of 221 amino acids. Gene Ontology annotation, biological process: regulation of DNA-templated transcription. Lineage: Eukaryota; Viridiplantae; Streptophyta; Magnoliopsida; Poales; Poaceae. Gene Ontology annotation, molecular function: DNA-binding transcription factor activity; DNA binding. The record is from RefSeq and is a predicted model, not a curated record. The transcript has a single exon.
UUGUAUCCUCCUUCGUCUCGUUCUCAUCCAUUCCGAGCUCCAGCUCUCCAACUCACUAGCUCUUAACAUACUACUGCCUCGCUACACGCCUACACAGCUGCACCAACGCCACAACGCCCUCUCGACGCUAGCUGCGAGCCAUGGACACAGUUGCCGCCUGGCCGCAGUUUGAGGAGCAAGACUACAUGACGGUGUGGCCGGAGGAGCAGGAGUACCGGACGGUUUGGUCGGAGCCGCCGAAGCGGCGGGCCGGCCGGAUCAAGUUGCAGGAGACGCGCCACCCGGUGUACCGCGGCGUGCGACGCCGUGGCAAGGUCGGGCAGUGGGUGUGCGAGCUGCGCGUCCCCGUAAGCCGGGGUUACUCCAGGCUCUGGCUCGGCACCUUCGCCAACCCCGAGAUGGCGGCGCGCGCGCACGACUCCGCCGCGCUCGCCCUCUCCGGCCAUGAUGCGUGCCUCAACUUCGCCGACUCCGCCUGGCGGAUGAUGCCCGUCCACGCGACUGGGUCGUUCAGGCUCGCCCCCGCGCAAGAGAUCAAGGACGCCGUCGCCGUCGCCCUCGAGGUGUUCCAGGGGCAGCACCCAGCCGACGCGUGCACGGCCGAGGAGAGCACGACCCCCAUCACCUCAAGCGACCUAUCGGGGCUGGACGACGAGCACUGGAUCGGCGGCAUGGACGCCGGGUCCUACUACGCGAGCUUGGCGCAGGGGAUGCUCAUGGAGCCGCCGGCCGCCGGAGGGUGGCGGGAGGACGACGGCGAACACGACGACGGCUUCAACACGUCCGCGUCGCUGUGGAGCUACUAGUUCGACUGAUCAAGCAGUGUAAAUUAUUAGAGUUGUAGUAUCAGUAGCUAGUACUACUAGCUGUGUUCUUCCACCAGGCGUCAGGCCUGGCAAGCAAUCUCAAACCAUGAAUAUGCAAAAAAAACUGUGUUCUUCCAGAUAUGGGAAGAAGAGAGAGUAAGCGUCGGGGGCUAUGUUUUGCCCAAAUGCGAAAGCUCCCGGUUUCUACUUCCAGGAAGGCCGACCGUGGGUUCUUUCUUUGUUCAAUAAAAUAAAUAGAGAAAU